This is a messenger RNA of Oncorhynchus kisutch (coho salmon), 3206 nucleotides long. RefSeq names its product protein mono-ADP-ribosyltransferase PARP15. NCBI's taxonomy places the organism in Eukaryota, Metazoa, Chordata, Actinopteri, Salmoniformes, Salmonidae. The coding region runs from base 669 to 2204 and encodes 511 amino acids. Gene Ontology annotation, molecular function: NAD+ poly-ADP-ribosyltransferase activity; transcription corepressor activity. The transcript is spliced from 7 exons. Gene Ontology annotation, biological process: protein poly-ADP-ribosylation; negative regulation of gene expression. The record is from RefSeq and is a predicted model, not a curated record. Gene Ontology annotation, cellular component: cytoplasm; nucleus.
CUGUCUUUUUGAAUGGGUGAAUAUAUAUCAGGUUGUAAUCUCAUUUAUCAAAGUCUCAACCAAAUAUCACCCAAUUGUCAUAUUGAAAUGACAUAGUGUGCCCAGUGGGUAGUUCAUUGUCCAGGAGAGACAUCAGCAUUUCGGAUUUGUUUCAAUAGCCACUAACAUUAGCCACUGCUAACAUUAGCCACUGCUAACCAACAAACAACCGUGUCCAACAAAUUAAUGAAUUUUAUUUAUGGAAUCUGAAUUUGGUCAUCAACUUUGAGCUUGCCCCUUUUUUCAUAGCAGUGUUAGCCCAAGUUAGCAGUGGCUAUUUAAACAAAUCCAAACCGUGUAUGACAGUUUCUCUGUGGAUGAUGGACUACUUUCAGGGUAAAUGCAACAAAGUGAAGAUAUCCUUUAAUGUUAUUGUUGUUUCAUAGUUAUGGUGACCUGAAUUAUAAUACAUUAGGGCCAGAGAGUUUCUUGACCUUGUGACCAAACCAGGAAAAAUGUAUCCUAGUUGAUAGUUAUUCAGCCAACAUAAUUUAUUAUGGUUAUUGCUACAUACUCUGUGCUUCAUGUUGUCUUGCAACUUCCUAUUCCUGCCAGGUCACUCCCAUCAUGUUGAUGGUCCAUAGCAUGACUUUUAUUCUCAACUGCUAGGUUCUUCCUCAAGUUCAGCAAUGUACGAGAUAAAGAUGUCAGGAGUGGUUGUACAGGCUGUCACAGGGGACAUUACCAAAGAAACUACGGAUGUCAUUGUCAACUCUUCCAACUCCUCCUUCAGCCUCAAGUCAGGGGUUUCUAAAGCCAUUCUGGACGCAGCUGGUCCGACUGUGGAGACUGAAUGCCAACAACUCGGAGCCGAGGCUAACGAAGGCAUGAUAAUGACAAAGCCAGGCAACCUGCAGUGUAAGAAGAUCAUCCACCUGGUUAACCAGACAGACACUAAGAAGAUCCAGCAGUCUGUUGAAGGUGCACUCAAAAUGUGCACACAGAAUAACUUCACAUCCAUAUCUUUACCUGCUAUUGGCACGGGCCAAGGCAACAUACAGCCGAGUGAAGUGGCAGACGCCAUGUUGGAUGCUGUUGUGGAAGUGGUGUGCAAGAAGUCGCAGAACUCCCUGAAGCUUGUCCGAAUGGUCAUCUUUCAGCCUGCCAUGCUUACUGAUUUCCACACAAGUAUGCUUAAAAAGGAAGGCACUGACGCUCAGGAAAAGGAGGGCUUCUUCCAAAAUGUUUUAUCAUUCUUUACCAGAAGGAAAGUUGAUAAUGCACAACAGAAUGAAGUCAUUGAAAUUGAGAGCCAGGACAUGGAUCCUGCUUGCUUCCACAUCUGUGGUGUGUCGCAGGCCCAUGUUGAUCAUGCCAAGCAAGUGAUCAAGGACCUGAUCGUGAAAGAGCAAGACUUCAACCUCAUCAAUGACAAAGCCCUCUUCAGCCUAUCAGAAUUGGACCUGCAGAACAUCUAUGACAUGCAGACCGCCAUGGACGUGAGAAUAAGUUUUCACAAAUCUUCCCAAGAGGGGGCUAAACUCACCAUAGAGGGCCUCAGCAAAGACGUGCUCAAGGCUUCCAAUGAGAUCCAUGAGAUGCUGAAAAAGGUCCGGCCCGAAGAGACUUUUAAAGAUGUCCCCCAGCACUGGGAUGACAUGCCAGCCAACACUCCAUGUCUGUCAUUCCCCAUUCAACCUGAAACCCAAGAGCAUAUUGACGUCCUAAAACUAUUUGAGGAAACUUGCAAGAAGAGUGUUCUAAAGAUUGAGAGGAUCCAGAACAAAAGCCUAUGGGGGGGCUUUCAGAUCAAGAAGAAAGACAUGGAGGCCAGGAACGGUCACCAGAACAAUGAGAGGAAGCUCUUCCAUGGAGCCUGCCACACAACCAUAGAUAAGAUUAACGAGCUUGGCUUCAAUCGGAGCUACGCUGGGAAAAAUGCUGCAUUGUAUGGAGACGGCACCUACUUUGCUGUAAAUGCAGAAUACUCUGCCAUUGACAAAUACUCCAAACCGGAUCCCCAAGGCCAGAAGUACAUGUACCUAUGUCGAGUUCUGACUGGAGAUUUCAUAACAGGAACAUCGGGGAUGAAAGUACCUCCAACUAAAAGUACCACAAGUAUUAAUCUCUAUGACAGUGUGACAGAUGGUGUUUCUCCACCAUCCAUGUUCAUAAUCUUCCAUGACAGUCAGGCAUAUCCUGAGUACUUGAUCACUUUCAAGUAGGGGUGGGGGGGCGAUGUGGCCAAUACGUUGUAUUGAUCUUUUACAACUUUUUGAUCAUACAUCAUAAAUGACAUCUCAAUAUGUAAUUAGUUAUCUGUAACUCAUGUGGUUUAGCUGAAGUGUAAUAUCCAAAACCAAAAUCCCACUGGGCAAAAGCUGGUUGAAUAAAUGUUGUUUCCACGUCAUUUCAACCCAAAAAAUCUGUGAAGACGUCUGAAUCAACGUGGAAAACUGAUUGGAUUUGCAAAAACAGAUCAACGUAAGGGCAUUUUGUCUUUUUUUCACCCUACUUUUAACCUAAAUCCAAUGACAUGGUGACAUUUGUUGUUAACAACUCAACCAAAUAUAAUCAAAACUAGAAAUGUAACUAACGUCUGUGCCCAGUGCGAUCUGCUUUAUAAUUCAAAUGCUCUUUUUGGUAUUUAAAAAAAAAACUUGUGACAUGCUCUAUAUUGGAAUAUUCAGUCAAGUCAAACUCAAAAUGUUUAGAUAGUAACAAUUUCAGCCUAGAAGGUUUUGUGAUUUUUACUGAUUCCAUGUCCACUUUGUUUGAAUGUCUAAAACAUCACCAGAACAUCCAACUUCACAAAAAUAUUGAAUCACAUUCCCAGACAGCACAGAUUCUGUAAAAUCCUGGGCUAAAAGGCUAUUUAAAUGGAGAUUCUCCAUUGAACAUGCUUUUUUAGUCCAGGACUAGGUUUAAUAAUCUCUAUCCAGGAAACCAGCCCUUAGUGUUUUCACUUGAACAGUAAGUCAUCAGGUUUUGUGAAUGUUCACUUCAAGAAAGUAAUAACCUUUGGCGGUUCUCAGAGUACACAAUUCUUACAAAGUGGGUCAUAUAAACCAUGGUUUUUGCCUUGUUGCAUGCACAUAUUUGGAUUAUCAAGCCUUUCGGUUAAUGAAUAGUGAAUAUGACUGUUCUGAUAAAUCUUGUGAUAAUGCUUCUUUCUGUUGGUCUACAAUAGAUGUAAAAAUAAAGCUAAAAUAAAUAUAUUGCAUUAA